Molecule: messenger RNA, 1656 nt
Organism: Morus notabilis
Lineage: Eukaryota; Viridiplantae; Streptophyta; Magnoliopsida; Rosales; Moraceae
Product: transcription factor SPATULA
Exons: 6
Coding region: 179-1306 (375 amino acids)
Cellular component (GO): nucleus
Molecular function (GO): protein dimerization activity
Source: RefSeq, a predicted model, not a curated record
CAAUAAAAGUACAGAGAAGUAGAAGAAAGAAGAAGAAAAAGCCAACGAACUGUAAUAAAUGAGCUUGGACAUAAGACCCAACCUCUGAUUAUUCUCUCUCCUUUAUUUUCCUUUUCAUGGUUUUUUGAAUAAGAGAUUUUUUUUUUUUUGAAAUUCUCUUUUUUCUUUCCCGUCAAUUAUGGAUGAUCUGUAUGGAACAACGCCGUCUUCUGGCGCCGGUCUCGCUUCUGAGACGGAAGACAUCACCAACUUUCUGAACCAACUACUCCAUAGCUCAUCGUCACCAUAUUCCUCGGCUUCGUCCUCUUCUUGCACCACCUUCAAGGCAAAGUACGCUCAUUUACUCCACUCCCAAGCACCGCCUCACCAAACCACGUCGUUUUCGGAUGCCGUACUUUUCGGCUCCGAGAACCGGCCGGAACCGGAGUGCCGAGCGAUCGACGGCAAUUCCGGCGCCGGUUCGUCUGCCGUCGCGGACUCGUUGUCUGGAUUCGAUUUCUCGGAUCCCUGCGGGGCUUACUUCGGCGUGGAGGUGAAGGAAGGCGCCGAGAACAACACCACGUUCUCUUCCGAUGCGAACACGCCAUCGAAGGGAAGAAGGAUUUCGCCGGAGAAUGAUCUCGGCGACUUCAGUUGCGAUAGCGAGGGUCCCGAGGCGUCAGAGGUGCCAUCAAAUUCCGCUCCGCCUCGAAGUUCAUCCAAGAGGAGCAGAGCCGCAGAGAUUCAUAACUUGUCAGAAAAGAGGAGGAGGAGUAGAAUCAAUGAGAAAAUGAAAGCCUUGCAGAAUCUAAUUCCAAAUUCUAACAAGACGGAUAAGGCUUCAAUGCUUGAUGAAGCGAUUGAAUAUUUGAAGCAGCUUCAGCUUCAAGUUCAGAUGUUAUCCAUGAGAAAUGGAUUAAGUCAGCACCCAAUCUGCUUACCAGGAGUACUUCAUCCAAUGCAGUUGCCAUUGCCUCAGACUGGAUUAACAUACAAUGAGGGUAUUAAAUUUCUGGACUCCAGCAGAGGAAUGAACACAUUUUCCGGACGUGAAGAGAACAUGAUGCAUACUCCUUAUAACUUACUCGACCCUUGCACUAUCUCAAAUCAGCCGGUCAUCAUACCUUCAGUUGCGAAUGUUGACUCUUCAGAAGCUUCACUGGGUUUUGAACAAUCAAUUCAGACUCGAUAUGGACCCAUCAAUCUCCCCACAUCUUCAAAGGAACUUUGUGACGAUGGAAAACCACAAAUGCAAUCAGAUACCUGCCAUAAAGGGAAAAGUUCAUCGGAAGGUGAUAUCUUAUCCUCCAAGAGUCCAGUUAUGUAACACCGGAGCACUUCACUUAACAGUUUGUUUUAGUAAAAAAAAAAACACUGUGACGGCGAAUGAUCCCGAAAAAUCCCGACAUAUUUACACUUGAUCCAGUAAUUGUUUGCAAGUGGCAAGCCUUUACAGGGUUCAUUCAAGUGUGAGAGACGGUUGUUGCCUCUUUAACGUGUAUAAAAAUGAUCUGGAUACUUGGUAUUAUUAACCCACGAAAGCCAUGAACCGAUCUAUAUAGAUUUGAUACUUGGAUGGAUGUUGUUAUACCCUCUUGUUUGAUAGAAACACUGUAGUGAAGCGGAAUAAAGACUUAUUUGGACAUUUUCUUUAAACAUCCUCCACAAUCCAGAUUC